AAUUCGCGCUUUUUUGAAACGCACACUAAUACUUUACUGUUCAAAGGAGCUAUCUGUCUAACAUCGUUAGUGUAUUGGUUGAGUUUAAUUAGUACUGAAAAACUAGCGAAAAUACAUCAGAACAUGUUAAAAGGAUAUCUCAAAGGUGUUGUAGACCUAGUGAACAAUCUAACUGAACCAGCUGGUUCAGACGAAAAUCUAACUUCUGGUGAUACUCCGGAAGUUCUUGGGGAAGGAUUUAAAGAUCAGGAUAACGGUAGUUCCAAUAGACCACGAACACUUAAUUCUGUGCCCAACUCACAGAGCGUUGACAAUUCGGAAUCAAGUAGUGUACUUAGUUGGAUUGGAAGUUUAAUAGCAGCCAAUGGUGAGAACUCCAUGUUGUUCUAUGUGGACUCUCUUGCAUCUAUGGAGAUAAAUCCAAAUGAUGAUAAUGAAAAACAAACUGAUCAGGAAUCUGAAAAAUCAUUAGUUAUAACCGAAGAUAUUUCGAAAAUUGAAGCACCUGAAGUGUCUAAAUCACAAGAAGAUAACAAAUUGAUAACCCAUAAUAUAAAUUGUGAUUGGACGGAUAAAUUUUCAGUCAAAACUUCACAUGUUUGGGAACAGAUUAAAAAGGAUUUUAAUGAAGUUGUUCAUUCUGUCUCUGAACCAAAAGAUAUUGUAUAUCGUACUGCUUUUUCAGUUCGUGAUCGUAUCACAGCUGCUGCAAAUACAGUAAAGAACCUAAAUCCUAAUGAAUUUCUUUUGCCGGAUAAUGAAUCGGAAACUGAUCAACAGUUUACAAAGAAGGGAAAUAUCGUUAAUGAUGACUUAACGGCCUUACCACCGGCGUUGCCUAGCUUCACGAAUAUUAAACAAGAUGUAUCCCAGUUGGUCGAUUCUUUAUAUAAUGGUAUAAUGUCGACUGGCACGUAUUUCGGUUUAAUAACUGGAGAAAAUCAAUGUAAAGAUAAAAGUAAACACCAAACUCGUCUUGAUUUACUUAGAGCAGAUCCUGCAACAUAUGAAUUGGAACCACCAAUGCCUCCAGCAUCGUCUGGUAUACAUUCAUAUCAUGAUUGGAGAUCAGCGUAUUUUGAUGAAGAUAAUUGUCAACCAAUGAAUGGUGUCCUGUUAGCAAAUGCUAAAAGUCAUGAAUAUAGUAAUGUUCCAAUUGAAGAACUUACACAAGCACCACAUCCUAGUCCUGAAGAAUUAUUGGAUUCAUAUCCUUUUAUGCGAACAUAUUUAACUCAACUUGUUCAUCCAGAUGGUAAAAUUAAUGAUAAAUCUAUGAGUGAUGCUGAUUUCUGGUCAAGGUAUUACUAUCGUGUAUGGUUAUUGGAUUCAACUGAAUUUCAUAGAAGAAAACUUAAUGAACGAGUUGAAUUCGUCUCAACUGUCAAGCAAACCAUACCGAAUGAACCUACUCGGUAUGCUAACGAUACCAAUGAAACCUGUAAAAAUCUAAAUGUUACUCAAGAUGAUGAAUGGCCAGAUAGUGAUGAUCAUACAACCGUGGAGAAUGAAUCAGAAAUUUCAAAUGAUGAAUUCAUCACAAAAUUCUGUGAUAAUGAUACUACUAUUACUAGUACCAGAAGUGAUUCGCAGUGCAGUAGUAGAUCUUUCAAUCAAAACAAUAGCAUUGAAAAGAAAAUCCGCCGUAAUAGUGAUAGUAGUAGUAAUAAUAAUGAUAAUGAGAAAUCAAAUCACGAAAGCAAGUCUAAAAGAAAACAUAGUUACAGAAAACCAUUGAAUAAAAGCAAACACUUGAGGAAGUUAAGUUGUAACAAGAAAGAAAACUUGUCGGAUAGUCUUAAACCGGACAAUAUAAAAGUCGAAUGUUCAUCUACUCUACCGGUAAGCAGUCUCAUUUGUAUUAUUUUAAAUAUGGUGAGCAUGUUAAAGUCCUAGAGUUGACAGCAAUUAACGUUACAAGUUAGUAAACUAUGUACAUAUGUAUGCGCUAACUAAUUCGUCACUUACUUGGAAGUGACAGACGUGAUUGUUAUGAUCUUUGAGUUCUUUGAGAAUUCACAGUCGUGACCAGAAUGUAAAAGUAUUUUGAGUUCUUAGAUAAUAACAUCGGAUCAAACGAAAAUCUAUGACGACUAUAUAUACAUAUGCCGCUCGUAAUCUGACCAAACUCUGGAAAAUGUAUUAGGACAAUACAAAGUGUAGAAUAAUACCUCGAAGUAAAGAAAAAUGCUCAAGGUAGCACUCAGCUUUAUAAAUCAAACAAUUUUAUGACUGUUUAAUAUAAAAUAAAUUAUAUAAACCUUGCAGCUGUCUCCAAUUAUUAUUAUUUUGUGCUUUUCAUUUUUCAAUCCCCUUUUUCGAAUCAUUAGCAAACUAAAGCUUGUCAUAUUCGACCAUCUGUGCACAGUGAGAUAAAAAUUACCAAGACCAAUUUCUAAGUAGCAGAAAUAGUAUCCGUAUCAGUUUGUGAAACAACAUAGUAUAAGUAUUUUAAAACUAAGGGUCUCCUUCCUUCUAGUCAAAAAAGUUGGUGAAGCCUAGUGGGCCCUUCUGGAGAGAAACAGGCCACAUCAAAGCACAGCACAACUACCAGGGCUAGAAUAGUUGUUUCUGCAAUCCUUUGGAGUUUGCCCAAUGACGAGCAACUCCAUAUGAUAGAUGCACCACUUUCGAGAAACUUUUUUGUCGUUUUCCAUUCCAAAUGUAGUUGUGCUAUGUUUAUCUGUGGAGUUCGUAAUCAGUUGAUGGGUAUAGGUAAGAGUGGGUGAUUAGCCCGAUCUCCACCACCCGGGUUACCGCUCACGUUAGUUCAUGAGUCAUUCGUCUCAUUAUCCAGGAGGCACGACGCGGACGUGUGAGUCGGAUUUUGCCGAAGGGAAAACAAUGAAUGAGUGGAUCUGAAUCCCUGCGACCGAUUCAGGGUUAUGUCACUUAGCUUAUCCAACUACUGGUUGUGAUAGUCCUGCGGACCCUAACCAUAUAGUCUGCAGCUACCUACACUGCUCAUUUCAACAGUUAGUGACUUCAUGGACCGACGUCACAUCUUGGUUUGGUCGCUCCCUAACUUUCUUACAACUUACUCCUGGAUCAGUUAACAUUCCACCUGGUUAGGCCUACGUAACAGAUGUUCAAAAUGCCUCAUUAGACAAAGAUUCACAAUCUCAUCAGCUAACCAGCACCCUUUGUUUAACCUUAGUAUUGCUUACCCGACAUUCACAGUGCAAUUCAAAUAAUAGUACCCUACCAUUACUGUCCAUUUUUAAAGACCAUGUUUCACAAACAUGCGAACUAUGAUUUCGAAUCAUAUAGAAACUCUUUUGUAAUUUAUCCUACCAGACUGUCGAAAGCUUAUAAAAUAUAUCAGUUACUUUAUCAUUAUAAAUAUCUUGUUAUUAAAAGGUUUUAUUCUCAAUAUAAUUUCGUUGUCACGUAAAAUAUAUACAUAUAUCAUAUCUGAAGAUAUGGAUUUUUGUUUUAACAGUCAUGUUGUUAUUGUAUUUUCUAAUCAAUAUAUUCAACGCGAGAAAAAAAGAAAGUGAAAAUACUACAUAUAUCCGUAAGGUGUGUAUUUCAAAAUGAAUUAGAAAUCGCGUGAUAUUCUUCUUUUCACAAGGUACAUAGUGUUAGCACGUGAUUGUUCAGUGAUAUUGAGAUCACGAAUCAAUCUUAGUUAAGCAAUCAUUGAAAACCUGGAAGCGCUAAACAGAUAAGUAAUAAAUUUGUUUAUAAAAAUUUACACUAAAAGUGCCUCCUUCACGUGGAUUUGUCCAUCAUAUCUGAUUGCCUGAACUAUACAUGGAUCAUUCAGUAUGUUGAGAUUAUUCUUAUACAAAGCAUUUGUUCGAUUAGCAAUAUAAUUUACUUAGUUGGACCAAUGUCAAAUUCUUACAACCUAAGAUCGUUACCUAAGCUGGCUCAGAUUGAAUGUCUUAUUUGUUUGUCUUUUUUAAGUCAAUGGUAAUAUCAACAUAUUAGGCUUACUGAUAAGAGGACUUUAAAACAACCGUGACUAAUUUUAGCCAGCUAUUGGUCAGUAAAAAAGCAGUUAUUCUAAAUCAGUACUUCAUGGAAGCAAACCAAUCACAUUACACAAUACAAACAUAUCUUACAUAGUGAAUCCACUGAAAUCUUCUAUACCUUUUUUCUGUAAAUUGAAAAACAAUGACACCUAACACUGCUCUUAUGGAUAUAAAAGAUCCGUCAUCUCGAACCGUUGUAAGGCAAAUAGAUUCUUAUAAGUCUGUUCUUGUUUAUAGAUUUGGGGUUUUAUAUUUAAAAUUAGGAUCCAGGAGUAUUGCUGAUUUGUGUUGUAUAUCCAAUCUGGGUUUAGUAUUUUACUCUAUCAUGGCUAAUAAAUAAUUCUCCAUGAUCAUUUUGAAUGUCCCAAGCAAUCUACAAAGGUAUUUCUACUGUUCAUAUAAUAUAACGUGAAUUGAACACCACUUGUUUUUAGAUUUCACUUCAAAGUUAUUUUCUCAAUUCUUAUUGGCUCGUUUCUAUACUGUACUUUUAAUGCCUUUUUCUACGUUUUUACUUUCAAUUAUUAUAAAAUCAUUAAUUCAUUGUUUAAGAUAAUUUAGUUUAAUGGAGUAAUAGGAAUAAUAACUUUAGGUUUAACAGCUGAAUGGCAACCUGUUAAAACAAUAUAUCGAUCAGUUGUGCUGAUCUUAUUUCUGAUUUGUGUUGAUUGUCAUGUAACUGACAACAGUAUUUAGGUAAAGUUAACGUUUUUAUUUCUGUAUAAAAAAAUAUUUUCUAUGAUUAUAUGUAUAUAUUUGUCAGAACACAUUUGGAUUUCAUUCUACUAUUGUGAUCAUUUCUACUUAAGCGUAGGAUUUUUACUUUAUAUGGUUUGAUCUUAUUAGUCAGUCUUAAGCAACAUAGAAAAUUUUCUGUUCUAUUCUAUGUCCAUUAACUGAUCAUUGAGUAAGUCAUCAAUGUCAUGUUUGCCUUAUCCUUUAGUGCUGAUCCUAUUCCAUUAAUCAAGUAGCAGUGUGGUUACUAAUAUGUGUUUCGAGAUCAUGUGCAUUAUAUUGAGUUGUUCUUAAAUAGUUGACAAGAUACCUUGGAACUUGGCUUCUUGCUUUACGUCACUCGUCAACAAGCAGUAUCUAACAUCUUGUGUGAACUAAUACUCUCUAUGUUGUUAUUUUUGUAACUCAUGUUAGAAAAUUUGUAUCUAACGUAUGCUCCUAGUGAAAGUAAAAUAUACUGGCUGCCUUGAAUUAGCCCAUCAGAGUUAGGAUAGCGCCUCGUAUUUUGCUCAAAGUUUGAAAUGCAGUGAUGAGUAACGCGUAUGUUAUUAUUCACCAGGUGUAAAUCGACAGUACUUGAUCCUUAAAGUGCUUGAAAUCAAUGUAAUUAUCUAUUAUCCAACCAAAAAGUGGAUUUUAAAUAGUGUUUAGGCUAAAUUACAUAACCUGCCUGCUCUUAAAGCACGUGUUGUUCACCGCGUAAUCGAGUGUUGAAUGAGGCUAGAUAAUCUCCUGCCUUCCUUACUCUCAAUCUAAACCGCAACCCUAAGUUUCUGAAGUUUGUAAACAGGAAGGUGACAAGGCUUUAAACUAUUACUGAUGUCAGUUCUUGUUGCAAACCUAACUCAAAGCUGCAGUUAAACUCUUUAUACCUAACCUUAACCGCACCGCAUCAUAACUGAUGUCAGUGGGUGACUGAAACUUUACGAUAUAGUCCUAACUCAACGCUAGUCCAACACCGAAUAUGAACGUAUAUACGUAAAAUUGACCUUUAUUCUUUGAUACGAGCGAUAAUUUAACUUGUGAAGAUUAACUGUCACGAUCAAAGCUGUUACUCCACUGUUAUUUCAUUACUUUAUUUUGUUAACUGUUUUAUAACUAGGCAGCGUUUCCCAAAUGGCUAAUUAGUCGCCAAAAGUUUUCCAGUAUAUUAUGCCUUUACCACGUUUCCCUUAAAAGAGAAUGCCAUUUCAAAUGGAACGUGUUGAAGCUUGUAAUCCUGCUUUUUAAUAUUUUAGACAGAAGACCAAAAUCCAACAAAUGUCUUGUCAGAUUUUGAAGAAAUGACAUCUGGUUUAUCAUCAGUUGUGAUACUUGCAGAUGAAAUGGAAAAUGAUGAAAUGACAACUGCAAAAGCAUUUACAACAGAUAAAUCAACCGUCCAUUCUUCUGAAAGGUCUACUAUUGAAUAUAAGGCAUCAAUUUCUGGUAAUGUAUCCUACUUUUGAAAAUCAUAUUAUCUUUAUUCAUAGUUAUAUCUUAACAGGUUAUUUUGUUCGUUCCAUUUUUCGCAAUUCUUCAACGCUUAGACUAAAUUAACUAAGUUUAAGAACGACAGGUUGUUGCUCGAUGGUUGAUGUAGAAGUUGGUCCAAAAUAUUAACGAGUGGCUGAACCAAACCAAGAUUUUUAGGGUAGCUCAGUAAUUAAGGUUUUUGAAUUUCAACCAAUACGUAAAUGGUUUGUGUCUUACUCUGUCCAUUUUGGUUUAAGCAGUCGAGGGUAUAAUCAGUAUCCCUCAUACUUAGAAUGUAACUCAAAGCGAACUACACGAACUUGUACACUUGGUAAAUGAGUCUUGGAAAAAUUUUUCCAUAUAUUUUGUCUGUAAUAUUUGUAAUUUCAGAUGAUGAAGCUUGGAGUGAUUCCGAAAAUGAACGUAAAAAUUACUCACUGGAUAAAACCAAUAAGAAGUCCACUGAAACUAAUAAUAAUAAAGACAAGGCCGUCACAAUUAAGAAUUCUGAGCUACAGUUAACUGAUGAGAUUGAUGAUUGGGAGAAUUGGUCAUAAAAAUAUAAUUAAUCCCAUAAUUAUUACAUUGCUUGUUAGUUGCAGUGAUUCAUACUAUUAUUAACUAAUUUUGUUGUUUCUUUUUAUUGUAAACUGACAUUAAUCUGUGUGAUAGAUAACAAUAAUGACUAUAGUAAUUAAUUAAAAAGCCAAUAAAAUAAUGUGAAGAGUCCGUUCUUUAUCACAAGAAAACUGACAACAAAAUAGCCUAAAACGACCCAUUAUUUUUAUGAAGCAUGUGUACAACUCUGUAAUAGAUGAUGAUAAUGAUGUUUACGCUUACUAUAUUUUAUAGAAAUCUUGUUUAUUUUUUCAAUUGUACCUUUCUAUAUCUAACCAUAUGAAUGAUGACUUUUUUUAUUUCUCAAACUUUGUCGUCUGCCAAAAGUUAUUGAUUUUGAAUUUAUUUUAUUAUUUUAGUGGUUGUAGUAAAUUGUCACUUUAUCGAGCUAUUACACCGUCAUCAUCAUAGUACUUAGAUGUCAUGAUUUUAUCCUUUGAGAAAUCUAUUUCAUCGAUCAAUUCUUUUUUUUUCAAAAAUAAAUUCUUUCUUACAAGCGAUUGAAAAUUAUUACAAAGAACAAUUGUUUGUUAAAUAGAAGUGUGGUUGGUCGGUUGAUGCACUGUCAACUAUAUAUAUAUAUAUAUAUAUAUAUAUAUAUCGCCUUGCACAGUGUUGCACGUGGAUGUAGCGAUCACUUCUAUUAUAUGAAUAAAUUCAACAAUACACAGACAUUUACACUAAUAUUUUUCGACAGUAAAAUUGUUCAGAAAGGAAAAAUAGUUUAAAGGAAUAAAAUUGUGUUCU
Molecule: messenger RNA, 7535 nt
Organism: Schistosoma curassoni
Lineage: Eukaryota; Metazoa; Platyhelminthes; Trematoda; Strigeidida; Schistosomatidae
Source: the annotation of a GenBank genome assembly